AUGUGUGUUCUAUCGACUUUCGCGUCACGACUGUUACUGUUGUCUUUUCGACUAUUCCGUUCCUGCUUUUCGACUCUCCCGUUUCCCCAUCACGCUCAACAACUACCCCCGACUCCGGCUAUUGUUGGUUCCUUCCGUAAAUCUUGUCUAGAUUACAGAUCAACGACGACUCCGACUUGCGGCCCACGUGUCUUAGAAACGCGCACGUGCCCUACCAGGAACGAAUCCGUUGCAUUUGUGUAUUUUGAUGCCAUUGUUAACUUAUUUCCAGCCUUUCUUUAUUUAGCUUUCCUUUUUUUUUUCUUUUAUAAUUUCUUCUUUGUGACCAUAUAUUUUGGCUUCCGUUCACGCUGUCAUUUUGCCUGCUUCAAAACGAUUCUAGCCAACUCCGCCAGCUUUGUUUUUCAUUCUUCAUUUCAGUUCUCUCCAUAUCUAUCUAUCUAUCUAUCUAUCUAUCUAUCUAUCUAUCUAAUUCUGUUCAAUAUCUAUCUAUCAAAUUCUGUUCAAUAUCUAUCUAUCAAUCUAUCUAUCUAUCUAUCUAUCUAUCUAUCUAAUUCUCUUCGAUAUCUAUCUAUCUAUCUAAUUCUGUUCAAUAUCUAUCUAUCUCUCUUCGAUAUCUAUCUAUCUAAUUCUUUCAAUAUCUAUCUAUCUAAUUCUCUUCGAUAUCUAUCUAUCUAA
Acanthosepion pharaonis is the source of this 678-nucleotide messenger RNA. The record is from the annotation of a GenBank genome assembly. NCBI's taxonomy places the organism in Eukaryota, Metazoa, Mollusca, Cephalopoda, Sepiida, Sepiidae.